Messenger RNA from Numida meleagris (helmeted guineafowl), 3644 nucleotides. RefSeq names its product dynein cytoplasmic 1 intermediate chain 2 (gene DYNC1I2). Gene Ontology annotation, molecular function: dynein light chain binding; dynein heavy chain binding. Gene Ontology annotation, cellular component: cytoplasmic dynein complex. Gene Ontology annotation, biological process: transport along microtubule. The record is from RefSeq and is a predicted model, not a curated record. The coding region runs from base 150 to 2039 and encodes 629 amino acids. The transcript has 17 exons. NCBI's taxonomy places the organism in Eukaryota, Metazoa, Chordata, Aves, Galliformes, Numididae.
GGCUGAAGGGGCGCGGCGUUGAGGCUUCUGAAAGCGCCCCCCGCCCUCUCGCGUCGCUUCGCGCCCUUUCCUGAGUGAAUUCCUCCGAUCGCUUCCCCGUCGCGUUGUGUAGAAGCCUCCGUGUCCUUCCGCAGCAGCUUGUUUCAGUCAUGUCUGACAAAAGUGAACUGAAGGCGGAGUUGGAGCGCAAGAAGCAGCGAUUGGCUCAGAUCAGAGAGGAGAAGAAAAGAAAGGAGGAAGAAAGAAAGAAAAAAGAAACUGAUCAGAAGAAGGAUGUUCUUCCUGUACAAGAAGAAUCUGACCUUGAAAAGAAGAGAAGAGAGGCUGAAGCAUUACUUCAGAGCAUGGGCUUGACACCAGAGUCUCCUGUCGUCCCUCCUCCUACCUCUCCGUCUUCCAAAUCCGUGAGUACGCCAAGCGAGGCUGGGAGCCAGGACUCUGGUGAUGGCGCCGUUGGAUCUAGGACGCUGCAUUGGGAUACUGAUCCAUCAGUUCUUCAGCUCCACUCUGAUUCCGAUCUGGGACGUGGACCUGUUAAACUUGGAAUGGCCAAAAUCACCCAAGUUGACUUUCCUCCUCGGGAAAUUGUUACAUAUACAAAGGAGACACAAACACCUGUUAUGACUCAGCCAAAGGAAGAUGAGGAAGAAGACGACGAUGUGGUUGCACCAAAGCCGUUGGCUGAACCUGAGGAAGUAAAAACGUUCAAAAAGGAAGAGGAGGAGGAAGCUGCCCCUCACGAACUUACGGAAGAGGAAAAGCAACAAAUUUUGCAUUCUGAGGAGUUUUUAAGUUUCUUUGACCACUCUACAAGGAUUGUUGAAAGAGCCCUUUCUGAGCAAAUCAAUAUUUUCUUUGACUACAGUGGAAGAGACUUAGAAGACAAAGAAGGGGAGAUUCAAGCAGGAGCAAAACUGUCCUUAAAUAGGCAGUUUUUUGAUGAACGUUGGUCAAAGCAUCGUGUUGUCUGUUGUUUGGACUGGUCGUCUCAGUACCCAGAAUUACUUGUUGCCUCUUACAACAACAACGAGGAUGCACCUCAUGAACCUGAUGGAGUGGCCCUUGUGUGGAAUAUGAAGUACAAGAAAACUACCCCAGAGUAUGUCUUUCACUGCCAGUCAGCAGUAAUGUCAGCUACAUUUGCAAAAUUUCAUCCCAAUUUGGUGGUUGGUGGCACAUACUCGGGCCAAAUCGUGCUAUGGGAUAAUCGCAGCAAUAAGAGAACUCCAGUGCAGAGAACUCCGCUUUCAGCUGCUGCUCACACGCACCCAGUGUACUGUGUAAAUGUUGUUGGGACCCAGAACGCUCAUAACUUGAUCAGCAUCUCAACUGAUGGGAAGAUAUGCUCUUGGAGCCUAGACAUGCUUUCCCAGCCACAGGAUAGCAUGGAGCUGGUUCACAAACAGUCCAAGGCUGUGGCUGUUACUUGCAUGUCCUUCCCUAUUGGAGAUGUCAACAACUUUGUUGUUGGAAGUGAAGAAGGCUCAGUCUAUACCGCAUGCCGUCACGGGAGCAAAGCUGGAAUCAGUGAGAUGUUUGAAGGACACCAGGGACCAAUCACAGGUAUCCACUGCCAUGCAGCAGUUGGACCUGUAGACUUCUCACAUCUUUUUGUCACCUCUUCUUUUGACUGGACAGUAAAGCUUUGGACAACGAAGAAUAACAAACCUCUCUACUCAUUUGAAGACAACUCGGAUUAUGUUUAUGAUGUUAUGUGGUCUCCAACCCACCCUGCCCUGUUUGCCUGUGUGGAUGGGAUGGGCAGGCUUGACCUAUGGAAUCUCAACAAUGACACUGAGGUGCCAACUGCAAGCAUUACUGUAGAGGGCAAUCCUGCUCUGAACCGUGUGAGAUGGACGCACUCUGGGAGAGAGAUCGCUGUCGGUGACUCAGAGGGACAAAUAGUUAUAUACGAUGUGGGAGAGCAAAUUGCAGUUCCUCGCAGUGACGAGUGGACUCGGUUUGGCCGAACACUGGCAGAAAUAAAUGCCAACAGAGCUGAUGCAGAAGAGGAAGCUGCAACCCGCAUCCCAGCAUAGAUCUCUGGAAAUGGGCAGCGGCGGUAGACUUGCAAAUGAUUUGAUGCAAAUCUUAGAAGUAUAAGCAAGUGUCAGUAAUAGCUUAAGGGAGGAACACGUGGAUUCAACCAUGGACUUGGAAAAUGUGUUACGAUCACUGAAAAUCAGAUCUUGCAUUGUUGACUUUUUAUACGUAACUUACAAGCACAUUCUUUGAUUUGUGUAACUUUUAAUACAGUUAACUUUGACUUCGCAAGGAACUUCUUUUGCUGAAACACUAACCUGGUGUAAAUUUGCUGUUAAGCUUCUGAAAUCUCCACUUUGUAAACGGUAUAUUUCUGAAAGUAGAAAUUCUGUUUCUAAACGAGUUCUGUUUCUAAGCUAAACUUUCUAUAUUACACAGAUUAGCCUUCGUGAGGUAGUGAGUUUCUGAAGGGUUCUUUAAUUCAAACUGCCAAUGGAUAUGCAUGCAUACGUUCCAAGUAAGUUUCCUUGCUUAUAUAGAGAUAAGCUUCAGACUCUGGUAGUGAGUAAUAUAAGUCUGUAGUUACAAUUCAUUUGAUAAUUGGACCAGAAUUGAUGAAAUGCAUAUUUAAUAAUAAGUUCUUUUGUUUUGAAUUGGUGCAUUAAAGGGUGAGACUGAUUGAUAAAUAAAUAUUAUAUGAGCUGCCCUGACCCCCAGUCUGUCUCCCUUCAGCAGUUUCAGAGUAGAACGUUCCCAGGAGCUGCUGCUUUCAGCUUACUGCACGCGUCAGUUUUGCACUCCCAGCCUUCACUUCCUAUCAUGGCAGUUGGCUAAAACAGGGAAGACCACUCUUGCCAAAUUUUUCCAAAGCAUGAUGAACUACAUUUUGAAUUAAUUUCCAUAGCAUCACACUUGCUACUGAUUUGCCAUAUGAAGAUUGAAAAAAAAUGUUCUUGCUGCUUUUUAACAUUUCUUUUGAAACAAAAACCUCCCAACAGCUUGGAAAUGGAAUGUUGCAAUUUCUGUUAAAGGCUGUAUUUUUUGAGUACAUCUCUCAUAGGUUCUAUUAGAAGGUUUCCCAUCAAACCUCUUCCAACCCCCUCACCCCCUUUUUUUUUUGUUAGCUUCAGGUAAACAGUUGUUUGAGGAUUCUUUUUUUUAGUAAUUCUAAUUAAGUAUUCUGACUUGUACCAACUGAGCACUAAAUCAUUGAUGCCUGUGACAGACUUAGUAAGAGUCAGAACUAUUCAAGUUUAGUUUCUCUCAUUCUUAAUCUGCCACAAACUAUGAUUUUGUCAGCAGAGAUGCUUUAUAUGCUCACAAGUGGGAUACAGGCUUAUAUUCCAGCUUACUCAGAAACUUACUCUUGUUUGCACUGUUUUUCUUAGGUUUUGGAGUGUAUCCUUUUGCUUCUCAGUUCCGUUACGAGCAGCUCAUAGAGACACUGCCAGCAGUAGCAGCAGUUCUGUUUUAAGGGGGUUCCCUUUUUCCAUGGGUUUGAAAGGGAAAUAACUGUAGGCUUCCCCCAGUGUUGGCUUGUCAGAAGCCCACCUUCUAUUUCCAGUACAGUCAUGCUGUUCAGUUUGAAAUUUGCCUUGUAUCUUUUUUCAGUGUUACAGCAGCUGUUCAGUUGAGAAAUAAAUGAACUGUGUAAAGAACAA